CGCGCCGCGCGUGCCGGGUGUCCGGCCGGCGUUCCGAAGGAGGAGCUUCCGAGUCACGUUUAAAAGCACAGGCCGCCCUACGGCGCAGGCCGCGACGUGACGCACCGAGCGCCGGCUUACUGGGAGCAGCGCUGGACGCCGCGCGAGGAGAGGCAGCGCGCGCACGCAGCGAAAACGUAGAAAGGCGGCCGUGCGCCUGGACUUCGCGCGCUCGCUCGUCAUGUACUCGAAAUACAGGGCUUGUCGGCGGGGCCGCGUCGUUUUGGGAGUCGUGCGUUUGUGCACCAGAGUUACCUUCGUUUUCAUUAAUACCUCCUCUUUAACUCAGUUAAUUUUGUCCUAGACCUUCUCGCAUUUAUUUGAAUGACGUCAAGUGAUAUUUUAAUUCUAUUAAUUCCAAGCCGAAGUGGAACAUAAGGGUAUUGAGGAGGGUAUUUAAUUAGUGAAGUAAGAUACAGGAGCAAAGGUCACUAUCUUGCUAAUGUGUCAAGUUAUGAAUUAAGGAAAUGGCUUAAUACUUGUAAUGGUGUAUGAAGUCGUUGAAUGAAUGUUGAAAAGGAGCGACUCAUUCCUCCUGUAAGCGUCCGCUGUAAACGUUGCCGUAGACGGGGUACGGGACGCACGGUAGUUGUGUCUCAAGGACCUUUAAAGGGCGCCGACUGCAUAGGGCAUCUUGGCCACAGGUGGUGUAACCGUACGCGGACUUCGGCGGCAUGAGGUUUGCGGCAGCUCUGAGCUGUAACUUGCUCUUCGUUCUCACCGACAUUGUGGUUUCCACCGUUCUUUACACUCGUGGAUCCCAGCUGUAUGUGUUCGCCCAGGAUUUAUGGCGUUUUGACAUUUUGCAUUCUGCCUUGGACCUGUGGGGCAUCCUGCUGAUCAGAGCGUCCCUGCUGCUGGGAGCCUGCAUCGGGGUGCUGAAGAACAGGGAGGAUGGGCCACGGAGGGUCUCGGACCUGGGAACGCUGAACUCGCUUCUGUGCCUGGUGAUCAUGGCCUACGCCUUGGUCAAGCUGCUGCUGUUCUCGGAACAGGGCACUCAGAUGUACGACCCCUGGUUCCUGAGCCUGUUUUCUUGGACUUGCACCUCAGCCGUGGUAACGAUGUGCGCGUGGAGUCUCCUGGCAUCCAGCACUCUGGCUGCAAGUGAGCCCAGUGAGGAAACCGAGAGUCUGGUUAAUCAUGCUUCCGAAAACACCCAAGAUGAAGAGGAGAAGAGUAACGGUAACAAUAACAAAAAGGCGACCAGCAGGAAGGGCAAGAAUGCAGAGUCAGCCUCCAGAGCGACUGUGGGCCGUCUGCUGUCAUACUGCAAGAAAGAUGGCGGUCUGCUGUCUGUGGCCUUCUUAUUCCUUCUUCUUUCUGCUGUGUGUGAGGCGUUUAUCCCAUACUACACCGGCCUGGCAAUAGAUGGCAUUGUGAUCCACAAAAGUAUGCAGUACUUUAACAAGCCUUUGAUUACCCUUACAGUGUUGGCCCUUGUCAGCUCAGUCGCCAUAGGAGUGCGAGGAGGUGUCUUCUCGCUCACCUUCGCCAGGUUAAACGUCCGCCUGCGAAAUCUCCUCUUCAGAUCACUGAUGCGUCAGGAGAUCGGCUUCUUCGAUGCAAACCAUACAGGUGACAUCACCUCACGGCUAACAUCCGAUACCACGCAAGUAAGUGACCUGAUCUCGGAGAACGUCAACCUGUUCCUGCGAAGCCUCGUCAAAGCCCUUGGCUUCUGCUUCUUCAUGUUUGGGAUGUCCUGGAAGCUGUCGCUCGUCACUAUCAUGGGAUUCCCUUUCAUCGCUAUCAUCUCCAAGCUUUAUGGGGAGUACUACAAGAAGCUCACCAAAGCAGUGCAGGACUCCCUGGCUCAGGCCAACAAGGUGGCGGAGGAGACCAUAUCAGCCAUGAAAACCGUUCGCAGCUUUGCGAAUGAGGACCAGGAAGCUGACGCAUACUACGGGAGGCUGCAGGAGAUGUUUGAGCUCAAUAAAAAACAAGCGAUGGCCUAUUCCUGCUUCAUGUGGUCCAGCUGUAUUUCGGAACUUGCGCUGCAGGUGAUCAUCCUUUUCUACGGGGGCCAUCUGGUGGUCACAGGACAGAUGAGUGGAGGCACCCUCAUCUCCUUCAUCAUCUACGAGCUGGAGCUGGGCGAAUGUUUGGAGAGCAUCGCCUCAGUGUACACUGGACUCAUGCAGGGCGUUGGGGCAGCAGAGAAGGUGUUUGAGUACAUCGACCGGAAGCCCAUUCACUCAGAGAAUGGAAACGAGGCCCCCGACACCUGCAAGGGCCUGGUGGAGUUCAAAAAUGUGACAUUUGCUUACCCCACACACCCAGAAAAGCCUAUACUAAAGGAUAUUUCCUUUAUGGUUCGACCUGGUGAGGUGACGGCGCUUGUGGGCCCGUCAGGAAGUGGAAAGAGUUCUUGUGUGUGUCUCCUUGAGAACUUCUACAGCCCCCAGGAGGGUCAGGUGCUCCUGGAUGGGCAGCCUGUGCAUACCUAUCAGCACAGCUACUUUCACUCCCAGGUAGCUCUGGUUGGGCAGGAGCCUGUCCUGUUUGCUCGUUCCGUCCACAAGAACAUAUCCUAUGGGUUGACUGACUGCCCUAUGGAGGCGGUUGUACAAGCUUCCAAAAAGGCGAAUGUCCAUGACUUUGUCUGCAGCCUCUCUAAAGGCUACGAUACAGGGGUUGGCGAGAAAGGGGCCCAGCUGUCGGGGGGACAGAAGCAGAGGGUUGCUAUCGCCCGUGCCCUCAUACGAAACCCUCAUGUGCUCAUCCUGGAUGAGGCCACCAGUGCCCUGGAUGCUGAGAGUGAGCACGUUGUUCAGCUGGCCCUGAAUGAUGUCAUGAAGAACCGCACAGUGCUGGUGAUUGCACAUCGUCUAAGCACCGUGGAGAAGGCAAAGAACAUCAUUGUGUUGGACCAGGGUCAUGUGGUAGAGCAGGGGACGCACAAGGAGCUCAUGGUAAAAGGGGGUCUCUACUGCAAGCUGGUGCAGAGGCAGCUGUUGGGCAUUGAGACCGGAGCUGAGGUGCUAAACCCACCCAACACCACAGGAUGGCAGCAAGAACAGAGCGAGCAGAGAGUUCGGAGGGACAGCAGUGGGUCAGAGAGCAAUCUACGUUACUAAGACCUAGGGCAACGUUGGGGCUAGCUCAUGCUACUGAUAGAGUGGUACAUGGUACAAUAAAUACCAUUCUUCAUGUUAUUUUAAAAAAUUAGGUGAAAAGAGGUGGGACAGCUGUUAGCAUAGUGGUUUGAGCUGCUGCCUUUGGACCCCAAGGGUGCAGGUUUAAA
This is a messenger RNA of Scleropages formosus (Asian bonytongue), 3286 nucleotides long. RefSeq names its product ATP-binding cassette, sub-family B (MDR/TAP), member 9 (gene abcb9). The record is from RefSeq and is a predicted model, not a curated record. Lineage: Eukaryota; Metazoa; Chordata; Actinopteri; Osteoglossiformes; Osteoglossidae. Gene Ontology annotation, molecular function: ATP hydrolysis activity; ABC-type oligopeptide transporter activity; ABC-type peptide transporter activity. Gene Ontology annotation, cellular component: lysosomal membrane. The transcript has 11 exons. Gene Ontology annotation, biological process: transmembrane transport; peptide transport. The coding region runs from base 714 to 3119 and encodes 801 amino acids.